AUGCUGACCGGCUGGAUAGACGAGUAUAUCUGGAAGAACAGAAGCAGAGGAAAGGGUUCUCACGAGGGGCUAACCGACCUCAAAAUAAGAGAUAUGAGGGAUACCCCCGGAGACGAAAGUACGAGGGUGGAUCCAAAGAGGUGGGAUCGACCCAUAAUAGGCCCCGGGACAACAUUACUCAAACUUCCCCUGAGAAGUAGGAUGAUCUGCCAGGCAUUAGAGGUAUGGUUCAAUAACCAGGAGCUGGACCAUAACCAAAUGAUAAACCCAAAGACAUCCAAAUAUCAAGCCAACAAGAUCGGGUUCAUAUUUAAUAAACCGCCCUCAGGAACUUGUAGAAUAAAUACCACCACGAGUACCUGGGAAAGGUUGACUAGUGGGAAUGAAUUAUACGGGAGUCAAAGUUAUCAAAGGCAACUGGCAAUCUGCAUGGAUCUGAUGAGUAUGAUAUUAGUAAUCUAUCAGGAUCACCAAGGAGAAUCAGGAGGAUGGUACUUCGAAGCCCAGGACUUAUGUCAGGCCAUUUAUAGGGCCCUGGAGCAGUGGGGCGGAGAAGAAGUAGCCGAAGAAAUAAUGAACGAGUGGUUUAAUAAUAUGAAUAAGGACGAACUAGAGCGGGCUCACUUGAGAAUCCAUACCACCAAGAGAUCCAGGAACGCUCUAUGGAGGGAAUUUUUCCACACAGCCGGCAGUAUAGUGAAGAAGGUACAAUGCUACGAGGAGGACCACGACGCAGAGGAAUGGAGGACAACCUGUCUGCAGAGGGGGAACUCCAAGUCAUGCGAGACAAAAGGAGGGAGCGAGGAAUCCCGAACGGUUGAGGAGGUACAAGACCACGACCCCGAACAGGGGAGCGGAAUCGUAGAGGAGCUUAACGGGGGCGAAGAAGUGUUAAAAACGUAUGUCCCAAACAGUGAAGGUGUUGCCCCCAGAAAAGAGGACACGGGAGCGGAAUUCAGCAAAUCUAAUCCGCACCCAUAUCACUGUGGCACCAAGUUAAUGAUAUCUGAGGGGGCGAAUUGGAUCUUCAAGCAAACGCAG
Plasmodium inui San Antonio 1 is the source of this 1041-nucleotide messenger RNA. RefSeq lists its product as hypothetical. NCBI's taxonomy places the organism in Eukaryota, Apicomplexa, Aconoidasida, Haemosporida, Plasmodiidae. The annotation marks the transcript as partial. The record is from RefSeq and is a predicted model, not a curated record. The transcript has 3 exons.